Molecule: messenger RNA, 2077 nt
Organism: Sinocyclocheilus anshuiensis
Lineage: Eukaryota; Metazoa; Chordata; Actinopteri; Cypriniformes; Cyprinidae
Product: zinc finger with UFM1-specific peptidase domain protein-like
Exons: 12
Coding region: 100-1956 (618 amino acids)
Molecular function (GO): ubiquitin-like protein peptidase activity
Source: RefSeq, a predicted model, not a curated record
UCCGGUAUUCAGUUGCGGCCUUAUUCAAUAAUAAUAAAUGGAAAGUGAAACGGGUUAUUGCUCAACUCAACAUGUCCUCCUCUUAACAGCCUUGUGACAAUGCCUGUGUGUGACAUCUGCUGUGAAGAGCUCCCAUCUGAGGCAGAGAUGAGAACCCAUCUCUUCCUGAGUCACAUGGAGAAUGUGAUGGCCUGCCCGUUCUGCUCUUUGUCCGGUGUUUCGUACAACGAGCUGAGGUUCCACAUCAACACUGCACACAUAGAUAAAGACUGCCAGGACACGAAAACAACAGUGGUUGUCAGUGGACAGAAAAACUCAAAUGACUGGACUGUUCAAAGUCCCGAUUCUACAAAGACUUCCAAUGUAAAUGUGAAAAAUAUGGACAAGGUAUCUCAAGCCUCACCUCAGUCGCCAUCUCAGGUAAACGGGAUGGCCUUCCCGAUUACAGGGACCUGUCUUUCUCAGGGAACCUCGACUAGUCUGAAGAGUUCACCACCUGCAGCAGCCACAGCGAGUGGUGCAAUAAAACUCGUCAGAACUACACCAACAUCCAGCAACAAUGCAAGCAGGGAGAGGGAAGAUGGGCGCCGAAAAUCAAAGCAGAAGCGCUUGGCCUCACCUAUUAAAGAAGGAUGCUUUUCAUGUCCUAUGUGCAGUUUGGUCUGCAAAGAUUGCUUUAUUCUGCAGGAGCAUGUUGAGCUUCAUCUACAGGACCAAGAUGCAGCUGAAGGGGCUGGUUCUGAGGCUGGCACUUCAACAGAAGCAUCUUCUACAAGCAAUGGUAGAUCAGCUGUGAUGAACUAUGAGUGUCCAAUGUGUUCUCUGAGCUGUUCCAGCAGCUCCUCCCUUCAAGAGCAUGUUGAGCUACACCUGGAAUAUGGCUCAGCAUCUGCAACAGGACAUUCAUCUGAAGACCUGACUCUGGCCAGGAAGCUUCAGGAGGAAGAGGAGCAAAAGUGGAGGGAGGCUGAGACUAGACGGGAAGCAGAGGACUUUAAGAAGCUCCAGAAGCAGUUUGGGCUUGAUAACAGUGGUGGUUAUCGCAAGCAAAUGGAGAGGAAUAUGGAGAGGGCUGUGUCUCGAGGUCAGAUGGUUCCUGCAGAGUUCCACAGGAAAAAAGCGGAGAUGCUUGAAUCUCUGGCCUCUGGGGUGGAUGAUGGCAGAAGCAAAACAUCAGGACUUAUGGAAGCUCUCUAUAGGUACUAUCAGAAGGAUGCCUCUGACUGUGCACAUGUGUGGCUCUGUGCUGAGACUGAUCACUACUCUUCAUCGGAGGGGGACAAAAGUUGGGGAUGUGGCUACAGAAACUUUCAGAUGCUUCUUUCAUCUUUGCACAGGAUGGAGCAGUAUAACCUUUUACCUGUUUCAGUUCCCAGCAUUCCGAGAGUGCAGGCCUUAAUCGAAGAGGCGUGGGGUCAAGGUACAGAUCCUCAGGGUGCUUCACACUUCAACCAUCGACUGAAGGGGACACGGGCUUGGAUAGGAGCUACAGAAAUCUAUGCAGUUCUCACCUCCUUUAGUGUGAAAGCCCGAAUUGUGGAUUUUCACAAGCCCACUGGCCCAGGAGAUACGCACCCCAGACUGUUUGAGUGGGUGAAACAGUAUUUCUCACAUUCUGCCAGUAGGGUUGCAAGACUGCCACCCAAAGUAGAGCAGACGACAUUACCACCUGUAUACCUCCAGCACCAAGGCCACAGUCGCUCAAUCAUAGGAGUGGAACAGAAAGUAAAUGGCAACCUGUGCCUGCUCCUCUUCGAUCCGGGGUGUGCACCCAGAGAAAUGAGAGUGCUGUCGCAGGAUACAGCAGCUACCAUGGUACGACGUAUGCGCAAAUUCUCCGGUGGCCUAAAACACAGACAGUAUCAAGUGGUUGCUGUAGAAGGGCUGCUGACCCCUGAAGAGAAACGGAGCCGUAUUCUUAAUUCAAGGACACUAUGUGCUGAGAAAAUCCCUUGAUGGAAUUGUCCACAUCUGCUGACUGCAGUUUUAUCUACUAGUUCCUGCUACUUUUAUCAGACUGUGAAACACUGUAUUUUUGUAUAAAUGUCAAUAAACAAUAAUAUAGUUAUAUCUUACU